Stegodyphus dumicola is the source of this 966-nucleotide messenger RNA. RefSeq lists its product as uncharacterized. The record is from RefSeq and is a predicted model, not a curated record. NCBI's taxonomy places the organism in Eukaryota, Metazoa, Arthropoda, Arachnida, Araneae, Eresidae.
UUCUAAUUCUGUAAAAUAUUUCUAAUUAUAUCAACGUUUUUAGGCGUAUGUUCUAGUAUACAUGUGUUAUUUCUGGUAGAGACAAGGCUGCUGUGCUAUGUAUAAUUUCUUUUUGAAUAAUGUUGUGUCAGCCCAUCGUAGAAUAAACGGGCUUUGCAUAAUUAUAUUACCUGAUCUGUUUCAGAAUAAAACAUUUUUUUAUGGACCUGUAUAAAUUUGAUGUUAUAAUAUAAGCUAACACAGCUUAUUCUUAAAAUUUUACAUGCCAUUAGCUAUACACUAUAACUAUUUACUCCCUUUUAUAUUUAAAAAUAAUUAAUUUAUAUUUUAUACAUAACUAUUUACUCCCUUUUAUAUAUUAAUUUAAAUAAAAACAUUUCAGUUAUUAAAAUGCCGGGUAGAUGCUGUGUACCAUUAUGUAAGGGAAACUACCCAACAGGACCAAAAGUGUCUGUAUUCUCCUUUCCUAAAAAUGAAGAUUUGAAGAGAGAGUGGCUUUCUGCAAUCCAACGGAAAGACUUUUCACCCAAAAAGAGUUCAAAGGUUUGUGAAUUGCAUUUCAAGGAAAGUGAUUUUAAAGUUGAAGCUUCAGCAUUUGAUUCUAAGAAUGGAAUUUUAAUUUCUGCUCCACUUCAGGUGCGUAGAUUAAAAGAAAAUACAGUGCCAUCGAUAUUUAAGGACUAUCCAUCUGUAUACAGUUGUGCCAUAAUUUACAGAAAGCAUUGCGUGAAAGCCUUAAAGAAUAUGAAAUGUAUAAUAAUGAUUUGAAAAUUAAUUGUUCUAAUGAUAUUUUGUCAUGUAUUGAUCGCUAUGGAAUAUCAGCAUUUUGGCAUGUAUACACAGUUCCAGAUACCUCAACUGUUUGCUUUAUUCAUAUUGUUUUUAGUCCUGGGCCAUCAAUUGAUUAUUCUGUAGUUGUGAAUGACAAUCAAGAAAUGUCUGUAUUUAUUAAAGAAAAAUCUAUUA